AUGAAGUUAAAUAUUAUUAAUCUAGAGAUGACAGAUAUUUUUAGAGAUUCUUUUGAUGUAUCUUUACUAAUGAACAAAGGAAAAUCUUUUAAUAAUGAUUUACAAUUUAAAUCAAAUUGUUAUCUGUCUUCUCUUCUUGAAAAUGUAUCAAUAUCAUCAUCCCUUGAAAGUGUUGUUGAGGUAGAAGAAGGCAAAGGAAAUGAUGAUGAGGUAUUUUAUGAUGCUGUAGAGUAUCUAGAUAAUUCUACACAUUUGUUAAUGGGAAAAAAUGAAGAUUUUAGGAGAAAAGUCUUUACCAAACAAAUGGAUUUUUUUACAGAUCUUGGAAAUGAUUAUGAUUAUAUUUUAGAAAUUCAUCCAGAUAUAGGUAAAGAAACUUGUGAAAAAGACGAAAUUUCUUAUUUAUCAAGAGAUUGUAAUAGUAAUUUAUUAGAAUCGAAAAAAAAUAAUGAAUAUUCUAUUGUUAGUAUUUUUGAUAAAUACAAAGAAAAAAAGUCUAAUGUAUUAUUAAAUUUAUUAUUUCAUCCUGCAUUUUUAGUAAAUGGAGAAUCAAAUAAGGAUAAGAUUAAUUGUAUUGGAACGACAAUGUAUUUUAUCAAACCAACAGAGGCAAACAUUAAUACAAAAAUGAGACUAAAGUCAUACUAA
This is a messenger RNA of Strongyloides ratti, 648 nucleotides long. RefSeq lists its product as hypothetical. Lineage: Eukaryota; Metazoa; Nematoda; Chromadorea; Rhabditida; Strongyloididae. Bases 1 to 648 code for a protein of 215 amino acids. The transcript has 3 exons. The record is from RefSeq and is a predicted model, not a curated record.